AUGGCUGCUGGAAUAAAUACGUGCACGAAAGAAGAACAACGUUCUGUAAUUUGUUUUUUGAUCAGUGAAGGUGUGAAACCGAUUGAAGUUCAUCGACAUUUGAAGGUUCGGUAUGGUGAUGCAUGCUUGUCACAGCAGCAAAUGUACGAGUGGAGUAGGAAAUUCAGAAAUGGUGUGACGUCUGUGGCAGACGCUCCUCACCCGGGUCAGGUGCACAGAGUUGUGACGGUUGUGACCGUUGUGACCCCUGAGGCCCCUGAGCCCCCUGAGUCUGUUGCAGCAGUUGAAGCCCUAGCAAUGGAGAAUCGCCAAGUGUCGGUGGAUGAAAUAGCCGAAAUUCUUAACAUGAAUCACGGAUCAGCACACCAUGUCAUUCACGAUGUGCUCCAGUUUCACAAAGUGUCUGCAAGUUGGGUGCCACAGCAGCUGACUCCAGAAUUGAAACAACAAUGUGUUGACACCUGUAAAGAACUUCUGCGGCGACUUGAAGCAGAAGGUGGUGGCUUCCUUUUGAGAAUCGCUACUGGUGAUGAAACUUGGGUGCACUGCCACCAACCACAAACAGAGAACAAGCAAGGAAUGGCAUCAUUCCUCAUCACCAAAAUCCAAGAAGUUCCGAAUCACAUUAAUGCAGUUCUUUUAAGCAUCCGUACUUCAAAGUAUGAAUGCAUAUUCUUAAUAACUGCUGCAGACCAGCUCAGUAAAUGUAACGGCAGUAAGCUGAAAUUUCUGAUUUAUCUGUGCAGAUUAGCAAGAUAG
This is a messenger RNA of Cryptotermes secundus, 759 nucleotides long. RefSeq lists its product as uncharacterized. The coding region runs from base 1 to 759 and encodes 252 amino acids. The record is from RefSeq and is a predicted model, not a curated record. Gene Ontology annotation, molecular function: nucleic acid binding. Lineage: Eukaryota; Metazoa; Arthropoda; Insecta; Blattodea; Kalotermitidae. The transcript has a single exon.